This is a messenger RNA of Hibiscus syriacus, 2219 nucleotides long. RefSeq lists its product as uncharacterized. The coding region runs from base 238 to 1971 and encodes 577 amino acids. The transcript has 14 exons. NCBI's taxonomy places the organism in Eukaryota, Viridiplantae, Streptophyta, Magnoliopsida, Malvales, Malvaceae. The record is from RefSeq and is a predicted model, not a curated record.
AACUCGGUAAACAUCAACAGCAACGACAACAUUUGACAAAGUUUUUGUUCUUCUUUUUCUAAGCCUUUUUCUUUACUCAUCGCAAGGCCCUUUUCCCUUUGAAAGCUCUGUUGUAUUUUCUUUGUCGCAAUAUAUUAUAUCUCUCUCAUAAAAGAAUUUCUUCUCAUAAGCUUUAGGUUUUUGUUGGUGGCCUUUAACCUCAACCCAGAUCACUUUACUUAUUAUUUUUGGAGAUCUAUGGAGCAGCUUGUAAACUUUAUAAUACGGCCUCCCAGAGCCGAGUACAAUCCAGAAAGUGAUCUUUUAGAUGAAGAGUUCAUGUUGAAAGGGAAAUGGUACCAAAGGAAGGAUAUAGAGGUUAAAAAUGGAAGAGGAGAUGUUCUACAGUGUAGUCAUUAUGUACCCCUUGUUAGUCCUGAAGGAAAACCUCUUCCCUGUGUGAUAUACUGUCAUGGCAACAGUGGCUGCAGGGCUGAUGCCAGUGAAGCUGCUAUAAUCUUGCUACCUUCAAAUAUUACUGUUUUUACUCUUGAUUUUUCAGGAUCUGGGUUAUCUGGAGGAGAGCAUGUCACCUUGGGUUGGAAUGAAAAGGAUGAUCUGAAAGCUGUAGUUGAUUAUUUGCGGGAAGAUGGAAAUGUCUCUUUCAUUGGCUUAUGGGGGCGCUCAAUGGGUGCUGUUACCAGCCUAAUGUAUGGAGCUGAGGAUCCUUCAAUUGCAGGAAUGGUUCUUGACAGUCCUUUUUCGGACUUGGUCGAUCUGAUGUUGGAACUUGUAGAUACGUAUAAAUUCCGUUUGCCCAAGUUCACAGUUAAGUUUGCAAUCCAGUUCAUGCGGAAAUCUAUCCAGAAAAAGGCGAAGUUUGACAUAGCAGACCUGAACACCAUCAAGGUGGCGAAAUCUUGCUUUGUUCCAGCGCUGUUUGGGCUUGCUAUUGGUGAUGAUUUUAUACGUCCUCAUCAUUCAGAUCGAAUAUUUGAAGCUUAUAUGGGUGAUAAGAAUAUUAUCAAAUUUGAGGGAGACCACAACUCUCCUCGUCCCCAGUUUUACUUUGAUUCCAUAAAUAUCUUUUUUCACAAUGUCCUUCAACCUCCUGAGGAUGGGGUGGGGACAACUUUCUAUGAUUCGGUGCAUGAUUACUUUGGCAAGGGUAGUUGGGCAAUCCCUGAAGUUGGCUUUUUCCCAGAUUCUUCAGCUGCAUCUAAAGCAACUAGCACAACAGAUGCCAUUAAACAAGUUCGUUCUAAAAGACCCAUGAGUCGAACAGAGGUUCCUUCUGAUAAACCAUCUGAAGAAAAUAAUCCCAAAUGUCAGAAUAAAGAUACCACUGAUGGUAAUGGCUCGUCAUCAUCCGAUGUGAUAAGUUUUGAAUUGUCCAAUGGUCAUCCAUUUGACCCUCAUGUGCCAACAACCAUGGAUGAUGAUCAGUAUGUGGAAUAUCAACUCGAUGACUCGACAGGCUUUCCAUGUAAUGUGGAGGAAGAAGAGAGGAUGUUUAUGGAAGCGAUAAUCGAAUCCUUAAAAGACUUAGAUAUGCGACAUCCUCCUACAGAAGAGCAACCCAAGACUUGUGCCGAUUCUUCAGAGUCUUUAAGGGGAGAUGAAAUAAACAGCAGGGGUGCUUGUUCCACAGCAGAAAAAUGCAAUUCUGUUCCCCAAGAGUCCACUUUUUCUCAAGUGGAACAUCAUCAAUCCACCUUAGUAGUCAAUGGCUCCAAUGUUGGUCUCGAGCAAGCAUCCCCCGACACUAGCAUCUCGUCUUCGGGACAUGCAUUCGAUACACCUCCAUCGACCGAGGAAUCAGGGAGCACGAGUACCUCAACUCAAACUGAAACCUCGUCAAGUACCCAAAGUUCAUCCGAUGCUGACAUGUCAGGUAACACAAAAGCCACUGUAACAAUUGUACGGAACCCGUCGAAUAACAUCAUGGAUGGUUUGAUGAGUCGCUGGGACUUCUUUCGGGACAGUCGUUGAAAGUUAAAGAUGACCUUGUUUGAACAGCCUGAUGAUUGUAUUAUUCUUGUAACCAAGUCGAAGCAUAGAAUUUGUAGUUCUGUAAAAGAAAAAAAGAAGAAAAAAGAGAUUGAUUUGUCAUGUGCCAAGAAAUUUGGUUAUAGUGUCAUUGGCUUUCAUUGUCUAUUGUUUUUGAUGAAAAAAGAUGUAAUGAUUUUUCUGCACAAUUAGGGAGUUGUAGGCAAUACGCAUUACCAAAAAUUCUUUGA